Messenger RNA from Oncorhynchus masou masou (cherry salmon), 2590 nucleotides. RefSeq names its product protein max-like. Bases 119 to 643 code for a protein of 174 amino acids. The record is from RefSeq and is a predicted model, not a curated record. Gene Ontology annotation, biological process: positive regulation of transcription by RNA polymerase II. Gene Ontology annotation, molecular function: protein dimerization activity; DNA-binding transcription factor activity. Gene Ontology annotation, cellular component: RNA polymerase II transcription regulator complex. The transcript has 4 exons. NCBI's taxonomy places the organism in Eukaryota, Metazoa, Chordata, Actinopteri, Salmoniformes, Salmonidae.
GGGAGAAUCCGUUGAUCGUCUUGUCCCUGCUGUAGGAGUUGCUCCGUUCUUGAUUUCAUUUUGGUUGCUACCUCGCUUUGUUUUUAACACCCCCCCCCCUCAUACAUUUCACCGAAGAAUGAGCGACAACGAAGAUAUCGAUGUUGACAGUGACGCUGACAAACGAGCACAUCACAAUGCGCUGGAGCGCAAACGUAGGGACCACAUUAAAGACAGCUUCAGCAGUUUACGGGACUCUGUGCCUGUGUUACAAGGGGAGAAGGUUAGUGAACAAUCUGUCAAACAGGCUUCCCGAGCUCAGAUCCUAGACAAAGCCACAGACUACAUCCAGUACAUGAGACGAAAAAACCACACACACCAGCAGGACAUUGACGACCUGAAGAAGCAGAAUGCAAUGCUAGAGCAGCAGGGUGAGUGUGGGCUCAAGGCCCAGGGACAACUGCAGGUGCAGGAGGUCCGUGCACUGGAGAAGGCCAAAGGGAACACUACUCUCCAGGCCAACUACUCUUCCUCUGACAGCAGCUGGUACACCAACCCCAAGGGGAGCACAGUGUCUGCCUUCGACGGAGGCUCCGACUCCAGCUCUGAAUCAGAGACAGAGGAGCCGGCCAAUAGAAAGAAGCUGCGUGUGGAGCCCAUCUAGACUCCAUCCACAGUGUUAUCACCAGAGAGACUCUUAUCCACCAGCCCCCUCCUGUUCAGUCUGUUUCCAUUCUUCUCAUGCCAGUCCAGGAAGACCAUGUGAGAAAGGUGCGAUCAUGGCUUUUCCAACAUUUUGUUACGUUACAGCCUUAUUCUAAAAUUGAUUAAAAUGUUUUUUUUUUAAAUGUAUGCACAUUACCCCAUAAUGACAAAGCAAAAACUGUUUUUUUUAGACAUUGUUGCACAUUCAUUAAAAAUAAACAUAUCACAUUUACACAACUAUUCAGACCCAGUACUUUGUUGAAGCAUCUUUGGCAGCGAUUACAGCCUCGAGUUUCAUCAGACCGGUGAAUUUUGUUUCUACAUGGUCUGAGAGCCCUUUAGGUGCCUUUUGGCAAACUCCAAGCGGGCUGUCAUGUGCAUUUUACUGAGGAGUGGCUUAUGUCUGGCCACUACCAUUAAGGCCUGAUUGGUGGAGUGUUGCAGAGAUGAGAACCUUCCAGAAGGACAACCAUAUCUCCACAGAGGAACUCUGGCGCUCUGUCGGAGUGACCAUCAUUAUUUAUUUACAAUGACGGUUAACAGUGGGUUAACUGACUUGUUCAGGGGCAGAAUGACAGAUUUUUACCUUGUCAGCUUGAGGAUUCGAUCUAGAAAUCUGUCGGUUACUGGCCCAACGCUCUAACCACUAGGCUCCCUGCUGCCCCUUUGACCUCAUGGCUUGGUUUUUGCUCUGACAUGCACUGUCAACUGUGGGACCUUAUAUAGACAGGUGUGUGCCUUUCCAAAUCAUGUCCAAUCAAUUGAAUUUACACCAGGUGUACUCCAAUCAAGUUGUAGGAACAUCUCAAGGAUGAUCAAUGGAAACAGGAUGCACCUGAGCUCAAUAACUAAGAACCUGUUUUUACUUUGUCAUUAUGGGUUAUUGUGUGUAGAUUGAGGAAAUGUCUCUAUCCAUUUCAGAAUAAGAAUGUAACAAUGUGAAAAAAGUUGAGGGGUCUGAAUACUUUCCGAAUGCAGUGUAUAUACAACUCUUCAACCUUUGUCCUCCUUUGCCAGUGUAUUGUCACGCCUCAUUGCACCAACACCUCUCAACACCCCCAAAGUGAGACAGCUCUGCAGUUUGAAGGACUUGAUGCUUUUAAAACAUCAUUGUUCGGAAUCAGAUAUGAAGGUGAGCAGUUGAACAGCUUUAGUCUAGCUACAACAAAUACUCCCAUGUCUCGUUUUGAAUCACCUCAAUGAACCUGUUCGAAGAGUUGAGACUUACACAGACCUUUGAGAAAAUGUCCGUAGGAAUAGUUUACCUUUUUAAUAUUUGUACUUUUCCACAAAAGAAUGCGAAGUUGCUUUGAAAAAAAAUGUAUCUAAUGCAAUCUUCUGGAAUCAAGGUGGAUGGCUGAAGUCUUUAAAUAUAGGGAUUUGAAUACACAUAUUUCAAAGUGAUAUGUUGAAAUUGAUUUCUUAUUCCAUAUUGUACAUUUCUGUUCAACUUUACCACUUGUCAAUGGAGAUUGUUCAUCCUUCAUCAGUGUUGGCAUCAUUUAAUAUAUUCUCACCUCACAGGUUCAGCAAUGUUUUUAUUUUGUUAUUCUCAAGAACAUGGAGAUUACAUUUUUAUUUUUUAGAAAUGGAUAAUGUUACACUAUGCAGUUAAAAGGUAGUAACCUUUUUACUUGUAUUAAAGGAAAAGGCCAUAUCAGUGUAGUGCAUAUUACUGUAUACUUGUAAAUGUUGUCCAUUCUACAAAGAAAAACCCCUCAAAAUAUUUGUCUGUCCUGGGAAUGUUUGUCAUUUAGAUUUUUUAUUUUACAGAUAAUUAGUAUGUAAUAAUCUAGAUGUUUUUUUAAUUAUAUUGAUAUUACAGGUGUUGUAAGUACUGCCAACAAUUUUUGGAAGUUGAGGCAUACCUUUGCUGAGGAACUAUUAUAAAUAAAACUAUUUUAUC